GUGAUUGCUCUAUUCUUAUAUCUCGUUUGUGACCUAAUCAAACGGUUUAAUCCGCCGAUGCAAGAUGGCGCGUUGGUGUACCGCGGAAGAUUCAUUUUUCUCCUAUUAUUGUAAAUUAGUAUACAUAUAGAGCACGCACCGUGGUGCGAAAGGGGUAAACAUAUCGCCGAGCACCUUUCGCACGGUGAAACUGUUGCGUGUACGUGCAGCCUAGUGUUUCCCGAAGUCGGUGCUUGUUCGACUAUUAAUGUGAGAACGUCCAACUUCCACACAACAAAAUCCAUACACCUGUGUUACGGACAAACUGUAAUCAUGGCGACUAAUGCCACAACGCGGAUAGACGAUCUCGUGCAAAGUGUCACCCUACACAGGCCGAGGAAAUUAUUGUUCUCCGGCUACAUACUGCCAUUCGCGGUAUUGCACUCGAUAUGGAUUUACAGUUGGAUUUUUGUAUAUGGAAUGAACGAGUAUUAUGAAGCGGGCUUAGUAGGCGUUGCGGCCAUCGGCAUGUUUCAGAUUUUCGUGUGUUUGUGUUGCCAGUGGUCCGUGCACGUGCAUACUUUCCUUAAUUGCAGCUCGGAGAAAACACCGAGUAAUGCGACAGUAGCCAAAGUAGUUCCAACACCUAAUAAUGGCAGCUCGGAACUGGUCAAGCUGUACCAUUCGAGCAACCAGGAACCAUGGUUUAUAUUUCAGAAGACCAAGUAUUAUUGGAACCCGACAAAGAAACGCUUCGAUGGCCUUCAAUUUCCUAUUGAUCACUCUGUUAAGCAUUACCGUGAAUGGACAGGGUACUUAAAUGAGAAUGAAAUUGUACACGCAGAGGAUAAAUAUGGCAAAAACAAGCUAGAUAUGGUUGUACCAGAAUUUAUGGAACUGUUCAAAGAAAGAGCGACGGCACCAUUCUUUGUGUUUCAAGUGUUUUGUGUUUCUUUAUGGUGCUUAGAUAAAUAUUGGUAUUAUAGUAUCUUUACAAUUAUUAUGCUCAUUAUGUUCGAAUGCACACUCGUGCAGCAGCAGCUUCGAAACAUGUCUGAGAUAAGAAAAAUGGGGAACAAACCAUAUAUGAUCAUGGUUUAUAGAAAUAGGAGAUGGCGUUCUAUGUUCACCGAUCAGUUAGUACCUGGUGACAUUGUCUCGAUAACAAGAUCUCAGAAUGAUAAUUUAGUGCCAUGUGAUAUGUUACUUUUAAGAGGGCUUUGCGUAGUCGAUGAGAGUAUGCUGACAGGAGAGUCUGUUCCACAAAUGAAAGAACCAGUGGAUGAUGUUGACGAACAGAAACAGCUAGAUAUGGAAUGCGAUAAACUUCAUAUACUCUUCGGUGGCACAAAAGUUGUACAACAUACGGCACCCAUUAAAAGUGUACCUGGCCUUAAAGCUAACGAUAAUGGCUGCGUAGCUUAUGUAUUGCGUACUGGAUUUUCAACAUCACAGGGUAAACUUUUGAGGACAAUAUUGUUUGGAGUGAAGCGUGUUACCGCUAACAAUUUGGAAACGUUCGGCUUCAUUUUAUUUUUGUUAAUCUUUGCAAUCGCAGCGGCUACAUACGUGUGGAUUAAAGGAAGCGAGGAUCCCACAAGAAACAGAUAUAAAUUAUUUUUAGAAUGCACGCUUAUCCUAACGUCAGUUUUUCCACCGGAACUACCGAUCGAAUUAUCGUUAGCUGUUAAUACAUCUUUACUAGCGUUAUCGAAACUCGGUGUGUUUUGCACGGAACCAUUUAGGAUACCUUUUGCCGGAAAAGUGGAAAUUUGUUGUUUCGAUAAGACUGGUACAUUAACCAGCGACAACUUGGUAGUCGAGGGUAUAGCGGGCCUCGAGGGGAAAGCGGAUGUUAUGCAACUUUUUGAUGCGCCUUUAGAAAGUAUACAAGUACUUGCAACGUGUCAUUCGCUUGUGCAAAUCGAUGACGGAAUCGUCGGCGAUCCGCUCGAAAAAGCUACGCUGAGGGCUAUCAGUUGGACCCUGACGAAAAAUGAUACUAUGAUACCCAGGAAGGGAGGCCAGUCGCCCGCUUUGAAAAUUGUACACAGACACCACUUCUCUUCCGCAUUGAAGAGAAUGUCAGUGAUCGCCGGAUACACGACGUCGGGAUCAUCGGAAAAUCAUUACAUGACCACCGUAAAAGGAGCGCCGGAGAUAAUCAAGAACAUGUUAUCGACAGUGCCAGUGAAUUACGACUCGACUUACUUGUCAUUGUCCCGUCGCGGUGCAAGGGUAUUAGCUCUAGCAUAUAGAAAACUCCCUGGUCCUUUAUCGUCCCAAGACUUGAGAGAACUAACGCGAGAAGAUUUAGAAAAGAACCUGACAUUCGCUGGAUUCGUGAUCAUAAGCUGUCCGCUGAAGCCUGAUUCCAAGACUGUUAUCAAAGAGAUAGUGGAUGCCUCGCAUUCGGUUGUUAUGAUAACGGGUGAUAAUCCCCUAACGGCGUGCCACGUAAGUCGCGAAUUAGAGUUCACAAAGAAACCAAAUACCCUUAUACUGACCUUCGUCGAUGACGAGUGGGUCUGGGAGAGCGUCGACAGAGAGAUAAGUCUACUCCUGAGCAUAAAAAACGUUAAACCUGGCAAUGAGAUUUGGAAACAAUAUGCUCUUUGCAUAACGGGAGAGGGUUUAACGUACUUGAAGGAUAACGAUCGGGAACUGCUACGGACAUUCUUGCCGCACAUCGUAAUUUUCGCUAGGUGCGAACCAAAGCAAAAGGAAUUUAUAAUCGUGACUCUGCAGGACCUUGGAUAUUCGACGUUGAUGUGCGGGGACGGUACUAAUGACGUUGGUGCUCUGAAACAUGCCCAAGUGGGAGUCGCUAUCCUUUCUAGUCCACCUGAAAGAGCUUCGAAGCGUAAGCAAGACGAGGCGAAGAACGAAAGCGCAGUAUUAAAUUACUCGUCCCUUAACGGCCCGAGAACGAACGCAAGAGCGUCCAAUAACGCUAGAUACAAUACCAGAAUACAGAAGAUAUUAAAAGAGCUGGACGAGCAGCCUGUAAUCGUUAAGCUCGGCGACGCUUCGAUUGCCGCGCCUUUCACUAGUAAAAUGUCAUCCAUCGAAUGUAUAUGCCAUGUCAUCAAGCAGGGACGAUGCACUUUAGUCACAACUUUGCAGAUGUUCAAAAUAUUAGCAAUUAACGCGCUCGCAGCGGCGUAUAGCCAGUCCGUUCUUUAUUUAGAUGGAAUCAAAUUUAGCGAUGCCCAGGCUACGUUGCAAGGCGGUCUGAUAGCUACGUGCUUUCUGUUUAUAUCGAGAUCAAAGCCGCUGAAAACGUUGUCGCAACAGAGGCCCCUACCGAAUAUUUUCAAUCUGUACACUAUAUCCACCGUGCUGCUUCAAUUCGCUGUACACUUUGUUUCUCUGGUGUAUCUCGUGAGGGAAGCAACCAUACUAUCCCCAAGGAACGAUACGUUGUCGACUAUAUUGGCUACCAAUGUUGCACCUCAGAAUGCCAACAUGAGCGAGCUUACCGAUGACAAAGAUAAACCUUUUGAAGCAAACUUAAUAAACAGCACAGUUUACAUAGUCGCCAUGACAAUCCAAGUGUUUACUUUUGCAAUUAAUUAUCGGGGUUACCCGUACAUGGAGAGUCUAUGGCAACAUAAAUCUUUACUGUACAGUUUUGUAGGUACUAUUGCUGUUAUAUUGGGGUUAUGCGGAUUUGUACCUGAUUUAGCAGCACAAUUUGAAAUUGUGGAAUUCCCAAGUGAUUUCCGUAACCUGUUAGUUGAAGUACUAUUAGCAAAUCUCGUUAUUGCUUAUAUAGCGGACAGAGCCUGUUUACGGCUGUUUGGGGAAGGAAGAUAUCGAAAACUGUGAUCAGAGUACAUUCUCCGUAUUCCACUUCUGAAUUUAAAGACGUGUAGAACAGUAAAUGUGCAAAUUAAUUUUCUUCUCGUUUCACAAAGAAUGAAGUGAUCGCACGUAAUGCUAUUAUUACAUUUUACGGGUACGCUGUCGUCUUACUGCCAUGUGAAAUAACAUUUUGUGAAAGACUGAUGUGAACACCGAUGAAAGACAUCGGUUACUGAAACUAAACGGUACGGACAAUUCUUUGUGAAACAACGUAAUUAAAAUGAUUUAAUAAAAGGGGGGGGGGGGUAAACAUACGUGUAUAUGAGCAUAUGGUAUGUAUGUAUAUUAAUGAGUGUAAGUAUUAUUACGCAAAAUGAGAUAGAACAAAUGAACAGGUAAUGUGAGUAUGUACAGAGAACAGCUAAAUAAUUAUUAUAAAAUUCACGAUUAUUAUGUAUCGAUCGAUUUUCAACCGAUCUAUUUGCAUAUACGAAUGGCCCUAGUUUAUAAAUAGUCAACAAAGCAUAAUAAACUCUUGUACUGUAAUUUAUAAAGAAAAGAAAGCUGCAUUCGAAGAUCUCUUCAUAAACACAUAUUAUCGAAUUCAAUUACACACAAUACUUCGCACUUCUUCCAUUUAGUUUCGGGAUAAAAAAAAAAGAGUUUCAGUUAUAUAAAAAAGGGUUAUACCUACAUUAUUCGUCAUUGUUCAGUUGGAGUGUUCUUAUUACUUAAUUGUAGUCUAGUAAGUUUUUUUUAUUAUCUGUGACAGAAAUUACUUAGGUUUCGUUAUACUGGUUAUGUUCAAAGAGUUAUGUAUUUGGAAAAAAUUUUUUUUAUUUGA
Molecule: messenger RNA, 4630 nt
Organism: Megalopta genalis
Lineage: Eukaryota; Metazoa; Arthropoda; Insecta; Hymenoptera; Halictidae
Product: endoplasmic reticulum transmembrane helix translocase
Biological process (GO): intracellular calcium ion homeostasis; transmembrane transport
Cellular component (GO): endoplasmic reticulum membrane
Molecular function (GO): ATP binding; P-type ion transporter activity; ATPase-coupled monoatomic cation transmembrane transporter activity
Source: RefSeq, a predicted model, not a curated record